CACACUCCGCACAGUAACGUUCUCGCAGUCUUCUUGCGUUUUUGUGCGGUAGCGACUGUCACACCAGGAGGCAGAAGAGAACAGUGCGUCCGUGUAGUGUUGGACGGUGCUGUCAAAAGGCGCCAACAGCCAUACGGCUGAGCUAGCGGAGGAGGUGUCCGGCCUGUUUGCGUGGACAACAUGGACUACAAGACCAUCAGUCACCAGUGGGAUCUGGCUGUGCAGUACUGGCAGGCGGGCCGCUACGAGCAGUCGUACGAGUGCUUCGACGCCAUUGAGGACCCUCCGAUGGCCAUCGUCUUCAACGUAGCUGUGCUGCAGAUGAUGCACGAGGAGUAUGACAUAGCCCAUGAGAACUUCAGCAUCAUCCUGGCUCGAGAUCCGCAGUUUGCCAUCGCAUACUUCCUGCGUGGAAUUGUGGCCUACCACAGAGAAUUGUAUGGUCGUGCCAGGGAUGACUUUGAGCGGUGCCUUCGGAGCAUGGACAGCAGACACUUCAUCAGCUAUCGGCCGCUUGGAAUGAGCGCAGUCCUCACCGAAUAUCAGGUUCAGGCCAAUUUGGGAAUGAUUUGCACGCUCCUGGACGGCGAGUCUGGAAAAGGACUCUCGCACAUGGUCAACGCGAAGAGCAAACAGGAUGUCAUGCUCAAGGACGACGAGUUCAAGAAGGAACUGAGCGACAUCGGCCAGCCACUAGAUGAGGAGCUACCCUACUUCGGAGAUAUUGUGGAGAGCUGCCAGGACGGCAAAUGCCCGCUGGUGCAGUUCUCACCACUGCCUUACUUCCGAAACGACGGCUUGCUCUUGAAGCAAUUCAGACACCAGCAGGAGUUCAACAUCUGCUGCAAAGAUGAGGAAAGCAAAAGUGCGCACACCUUGUAUGAGAAGAGUGAGGACACUUUCAAGAAAUCGAGAAUUAGCGUCUUCGGGAAAAUGAAGGCGCUGAAGGGCCGUCAGGUAAACGCUCUGUCGGCUACACUCCCACGAGCGAACGCCACAUCUCCUAGUUUUCUGAGGAAGAGCAUUGUCGAUCCACUACCGCCCGUGGUCGUGGCACCUGCGUCACCGGGACGGCCUGAAUCUCCAGUGGUGCGCAAACGCACGUCGCAGUUCGACUGCGGUGGAACUACCCUGGCGGGCCAGUCGAACGACGUGGACUUGGGGAUCCGACGCCGAUCGCGGAGCUACCACUGCGGACUGGAGGCGGUGAGUCUACUCACCCACCCGUGCAGCAGCAUGACCGACAUCGUUGCCGGUGUUUCUCUCGACGAGCCCCCGGCGCUGACGCGGCGAUUCAGUCGCAGUCGCCGUCGCUCUCGUUCCGCCGAGCCGUCCAUGCUGGAGUUUGACGAGAACAGCGAGGACAACAACGCCAUGAUCUCCAGUCGCCGCUCUGUGCCAACCUUCAGUCCCAUUGCCAUGGAGAUGUCGUUGUCGAGGGAACGCAGCUGCAGUUUGUCGAAUAUCCCCGCCGCUGCUGGAAGCGAUCCCACCAGUCCCCCCGGCGUUGCCAGUCCCGGUCGCUUUACUCGCAAGGUGGAGAGUCCUCUCGUUCGAAGUGGUAGCGCAACGCAGUUCACUUUCACCGAUCCGCCAAAACCGGCCGCACAGUCGCCAACACCAACCAAACCAUCUCAGAUGAACAAGGUAACCACGCCAAACGACUCGAGCCACAAACCAUCCCAGCACGGUUUGCACUUGGACCAGCCGACAUCUACGCACGACAAGGAACGGGGUAAAAGCCCGCUUGCAUCUUACGAACCUGCUGCCGCUGUUAGCGACGAGGAAGCCGUCAGACGAGUCAAGUCACCUAUUCGAAGCAAUGUCGUGAAACCAAAGCCGCCUCUCCACAACGACGACGAGUUUCCGAACAAAGUCCAGACGUCACUGCGACGGGAUGAGUCCGCUAGCAGUGUGAAAUCCUAUCUCCACAGGCACGAGUCGUCGUCCAGCUGCAUGACAAACUGCUCGUCCACGUCCGGAGGCAGCGCCAGCAUCGGCAUGCAGUCGGAAAGUGAUUGCUUCCGGCCAGUGCAGUCGUCCGGCAACUCUGCCCACAAGGACCAGCAACGCCGCCAUCAUCAUCAUCGCCCAUCCACCGACUCCGUACCGAGCGAGGUAUCCGGCUUUGCCAGCGAUGGCAGCAGUGCAGCCGAAGUCGACAUGCCGACGAUGCAGCAGCACAAGCGACCGGCACCGCAAGCGUACAAGAUAUCGUGCAACAUGCAGGACCUGGUCGAGAAGAUAUCCGGCCUGGGCCAACACCAUCGACGGGGAUACACAAUCAAUAUCAUAGUUCAGAACCAAGCAGUGUGAUACCCGUGUUGCAUUCACUGUCCACUUGAGCGCGGCGAACUGCUGCACCGUAUUGCCACAAGCCAACCCAUCCGUCCCCUUGAUUCUAGCCACACCAUGAACAUCAUGACAUUGUGGGAUUUAGCCAGGACUGAGAAUACUAGAUCUUAGCCAACCACGUAUGCUCAUUGCCCUCUGUUAUGGUCAUCCUCCUUUCCACGAACAUGCUUUAGAAUGUUCUGAGCACGCUUGAGCCCUGAGCACAAAUUGUAGAACGAAAUUGAAAGAAUUAUUAUGAUCUACGAGUGAGUGCAUGAGCCGCGCAGAGCUUCAUUUCUAGUUUCCAGGCACUUGUUGCUCAGCGGCUGACCUGUUUUGCACGUGCCCUCAGCUUUACAUACAUAAUUUUGGCACGUUGACUGCUGGUGCGCACUUGACGCCGCUGUGUUAUAACUCAACUAACGCUUGCCCUUGGCAUUGCACUAUGUAUGUAGUGAUUAUUAUACCACCACCACAACCCUGUCCCAGUCCACUAUUGGCUUGGUGCCAGAGGUGACGGGGUUCAGAAAGAUCAUGCUCUUUUCCUACAGUGCAUCGUUAGUUAUUCACCCA
This is a messenger RNA of Sycon ciliatum, 2907 nucleotides long. RefSeq lists its product as uncharacterized. The record is from RefSeq and is a predicted model, not a curated record. Bases 181 to 2316 code for a protein of 711 amino acids. Lineage: Eukaryota; Metazoa; Porifera; Calcarea; Leucosolenida; Sycettidae. Gene Ontology annotation, biological process: superoxide anion generation. Gene Ontology annotation, molecular function: protein binding; superoxide-generating NADPH oxidase activator activity. The transcript is spliced from 7 exons.